GUCUGUCUGAGUUUAGAAGAGAACUCCAGCUGACUGGCUUGCACUCUGGUCAAAGGCAUCAUGGUACAAGCUGUGGUGCAACUAGUCCUAUUUGGGCUGCUGUCAGCUUUGGUUGCCACGCAUGCAAACAAGGAUGACUGGGACAUCUACAGCUUUCACAUCAACUCAACAGUAAGCAGUCGUUAUGCAACCACUGUCAUCACAAGCCGCGUGGCCAAUCGAAUGAACGAGUCAAAGGAAGUAGAGUUUCAAGUCCGGAUUCCCAAGAAUGCCUUCAUCAGUAAAUUCAGAAUGUUUAUUGAUGGGCAGCCAUACGAUGGAGUUGUGAAAGCUAAGGAAGCAGCUAAGCAGCAGUACACUGAUGCUGUGUCCCGAGGUCAGAGUGCAGGGAUUGUCAGCUCUGUUGGAAGGACUCUUGAGGAAUUCAAGACCUCAGUAAAUGUAGCAGCUCACAAAAAAGUCACCUUUGAACUUACGUAUGAGGAACUACUGAAACGCAAAUUGGGCAAGUAUGAGCUGCAAAUCCACGCUCGACCCAUGCAGCCUGUAAAAGACUUCAAGGUGGAUGUGCACAUAAACGAGGAUGCUGGGAUCAAUUUCUUGGAGGUGAAAGGAGGACUGAGCACCAAUGCCAUGGCUAAUGCCAUCACCAAAACACUUGCAGACAAACAGGCGUGGCUGUAUUUCUACCCAACAGAGGAUCAACAGAAAUCAUGUGACAGCUGUGGAGAGCAAGGUAUGAAUGGAGAUCUGGUCAUUGUUUAUGACGUCAACAGGGACGCCUCAUUUGGAGACAUCAAGAAAUCAUCGGGGUACUUUGUUCAUCACUUUGCUCCAUCUAAUCUUGCCCGAAUACCAAAAAAUGUGAUCUUUGUCAUUGAUCAGAGUGGCUCAAUGCGCGGGAGGAAAAUACAACAGACCCGGAUCGCACUGAUUCAUAUCUUGAAUGACCUGGCAGAAGAUGACUUCUUUGGUCUGAUCACUUUUGAUGGCAGCAUUUUUCACUGGAAACGAGAACUUGUUCAAGCUAAUGAACAAAAUGUGGCUAGUGCCAAAACUUUUGCACAGAACAUUCAAUCCAGUGGAGCUACUGACAUUAACCAAGCUGUUUUGGAAGGAACAUCUAUGCUAAACAGAAAUCCAAGAGAAGGCUCAGCAUCUAUCCUCAUUCUGCUCACAGAUGGAGACCCAACCUCAGGUGUGACAAAUCUGGAAGUAAUUCAGUCAAAUGUAAGAGAGGCCAUCAAUGGUAAAUUCCCUCUCUACUGUCUCGGUUUCGGCUUUGAUGUCAACUUUGAGUUCCUUGAAAAGAUGUCACUGCAGAACAAUGGUGUGGCACGGAGGAUUUAUGAAGAGUCUGAUGCUGAUUUACAGCUGAAGGGUUUCUAUGAAGAGGUGGCCACUCCUUUGCUGACAGAUGUGACCAUGAUUUAUGAGGGUGGGGUUAAUGUGACCCAGACUAACUUCAGCCAGUACUAUAAUGGCUCUGAGAUUGUUGUGGCGGGUCAAAUCACUGACAACAACAUUGAAACCUUCACUCCACAAGUUAUUGCCAUUUCAAGGAGGACAAGGGUGGUGUUCACGGAAACAAAUACUACAGUGGAGUCGACUGGGACAGUGUCUGACAGUAACAUCCAGAGGGUCUGGGCCUACCUCACAGUCAAACAGCUUCUAGAGAAAGAACUGCAACUCUCUGGUCCUGAGAAGGAGAACGCUAAGAAAGAGGCCUUGGAGCUGUCACUGAAGUACAGCUUUGUGACCCCACUGACAUCCAUGGUGGUCACCAAGCCUCCAGGGGGGAAUGCAGAUGUGCUUCAUAAACCCAAGGAAGGCGAAACCCCACAAGAUCCACGCACCCAUUCACAGUAUACCAUAGCUGGGGGUUUGUCAGUGGCAAGUGGUGCAUUAGGUGGAUCAGGUGGAGUCCAUUCCAGGUUUUUGGGCCAUACCCAACAGGGCACACACACCUACUUACAGUAUCCCAUAGCUUUACCAGCUGGGGCAGAUUCUUCAAGUGCCUUUUUAGGUGGAGGUUUUGGAGGGGGUUUAAGUUUUCCUGGUCAUACCCCACAGGGCACACACACCUAUUCACAGUACCCUGUAGGCCAGGGUUUACCAACAGGGGGAGCAGCUGCAAGUGGAGGUGGAUUUGGUGGAGGCAAUACCAGAUCUUUUGGUCAUACCCCACAGGGCACACACACCUAUUCACAGUACCCUGUAGGCCAGGGUUUACCAACAGGGGGAUUAGCUGCAAGUGUAGGUGGACUUGGUGGAGGCAAUACCAGGUCUUUUGGUCAAACCCACCAGGCCACACACCCCUAUUCACAGUACCCCGUAGCCCAGGGCGUUUUGAUGGCUGAGGCAGGUGCUGCAGGAGGUGGAUUUGGUGGAGGCAAUACCAGAUCUUUUGGUCAUACCCCACAGGGCACACACACCUAUUCACAGUAUCCUGUAGGCCAGGGUUUACCAACAGGGGGAGCAGCUGCAAGUGGAGGUGGAUUUGGUGGAGGCAAUACCAGAUCUUUUGGUCAUACCCCACAGGGCACACACACCUAUUCACAGUAUCCCAUAACCGGGGGUUUGCCAGCAGGGGCAGGUUCUUCAAGUACCUUUUUAGGUAGAGGUUUUGGAGGGGGUGUAAGUUUUCCUGGUAUUAUUCGCCCUGACAGUCCUGUCCUAAAUGCACCUGCUCGCCCAGCCACCCCCCCACCUCUUGUUCCAAAUCCAGCUCUUCAUGUCACCCAGUUUUUACAUAAAACUGAGAACCAGGCCCUCCCACUGUGUUAUAACGUCAUUGGAAACAUCAAUUUGAAACUUCUUCACAAUCCCAAUGCAGGGCUGUUAGUGAACGGUGAGCUCGAUGCAUUACUGGGAGGAUUCAGAAGGAUUGCCAUCUACACAACUAAUGCAAAAUUUGAGCUUGAUGGCUUGAGAAUCGUUGUACGAGACCCGCAGGGCACAGCUAUCCAUCUUCAGGAGAAUGAAAUCAUUACUCGUGAUGGUGUGACAGUGAUCAGACGGCCAAAAGAAAUAGAUUUUGUUUGCAGAGACACACGGAUCGUCCUCUUGAUUCAUGAGAAAAGCGGUCUUCGUUUCCUCUGGCCUGUUAUCAGACAACAGCUGACAGAUGGAAACCUCACAGGGAUUUUAGCUCUUAAUCCAGCAGCUUAUGAGGUGAUGCAGCAAAACCCUCUCUAUGCAAAUCUCAAAAUCCAAAACAACGAAAUGCUGGCUGCUAGAUCCACUGCCACUGACUACAGUAUCCCCUCUGCUCCAAUGCUGGACUGCUGGCUCGUCACCUCUGAGUUUGCCCUGCAGAGGUCCAUUUAUGGGUUCCUCGUUCCACAUAUUUAACUCGGGAAAGAGACUGGGCGUCCUCACCUGCACUGAUUCUCCCAGCUCCUGUGCACCUGUCAUUAAUCGCUGCAAUCCCCACCCUGCUCUUAACUCUGCUCCCUGCCUCCACCAGGGCUUGAUGAGUCCCGCUCUCUCAGUGCACCUCCAUGAGCCAUCAGUGCUAGCCCAAUCUCUGCCACGCUGCUGCACUCUCACACCAGAUUCACUCACAGCCUCUCUCGCCCUCACCUCACGUCUUGAGCCCUCUCACCGCUGGAUUCUCCUCACUCCCCGGACCCUGGAUUCCCCCCUCCCUCCACUGCCUGUUUCCCCUAUAAUAAAUCCAUUUAACUGCU
Messenger RNA from Cheilinus undulatus (humphead wrasse), 3692 nucleotides. Its product is annotated as inter-alpha-trypsin inhibitor heavy chain H3-like. Bases 61 to 3354 code for a protein of 1097 amino acids. The transcript has 26 exons. The record is from RefSeq and is a predicted model, not a curated record. Lineage: Eukaryota; Metazoa; Chordata; Actinopteri; Labriformes; Labridae.